AACCAUGUCCCCUAAAUUUGGUCAUGUUCUUCAACCUCAAGAACAACUAACAUUAGUCUCAACCAUGUAUCCUGUGAAAAUGGAUAACGCGCACGAGUUACCUGUUUAUGUAGAUCAAGACCACCCUGUAAGGAGACACCAUUCGGCUCGAUACUAUGCUCACCAUAUUAAAGAGAGUCUAACUACUAGAGUUUCCAAAUUAAUUUGUACAAUUUUCCUAACCUUCCUUUCAAUUCUUGGAAUCAUCGCAUUUAUUUUAUGGUUAGGUUUGCGCCCUCAUCGUCCAAGAAUUUUCCUACAUGACUUUUCAAUUCCAGCUAUAAGUCAGGGAAUUGGACCUGAAAGUGCCCAAAUCAACUUUAACGUAACAGCACGAAAUUCAAAUCAAGUUAUUGGGAUUUUUUAUGAUGCAAUACAGAUGUCAGCGACUUAUCAAGAACAGAGUAUUGGAACUUCACAAUUGUUGACUCCGUUUUAUCAAUUGCCCAAAAACACUACUGUUCUUGCGGGUACAUUUUCUGGCCCCAUGGUGACGGUGACCGGAACACAGUGGCAGCAAAUGCUUGAUGACCGGUCUCGAGGAACGGUGGUUUUCCGGGUAGAGUUGACAGCCAGGAUUCGAUUUAAGAUAUGGUCGUGGAAAAGUAAACAUCAUAGGAUGCAUGCUAAUUGUCCUGUUGGAGUAGGACAAGAUGGUGUGAUCUUGGUUGGUUACAUAGAUAAGAGAUGUCCAGAAUAUUUUAAUUAGACAUUUCGAUUCAUGUUUUCGUCUAAUUGAAUUUCCGUUUUUUUGUUUGUAUUUGAUUGUGAAGAACAAUACAUUCUUUCCCUGCCACAAUUACUCUAAAAGGCAAGGGAAUCAAUCCUCUGUUUUUA
Molecule: messenger RNA, 876 nt
Organism: Solanum pennellii
Lineage: Eukaryota; Viridiplantae; Streptophyta; Magnoliopsida; Solanales; Solanaceae
Product: NDR1/HIN1-like protein 26
Biological process (GO): defense response to other organism
Source: RefSeq, a predicted model, not a curated record